Messenger RNA from Dreissena polymorpha, 3953 nucleotides. RefSeq names its product inositol hexakisphosphate kinase 1-like. Bases 412 to 2226 code for a protein of 604 amino acids. The record is from RefSeq and is a predicted model, not a curated record. Lineage: Eukaryota; Metazoa; Mollusca; Bivalvia; Myida; Dreissenidae. Gene Ontology annotation, cellular component: nucleus; cytoplasm. Gene Ontology annotation, biological process: inositol phosphate biosynthetic process; phosphatidylinositol phosphate biosynthetic process. The transcript has 8 exons. Gene Ontology annotation, molecular function: inositol hexakisphosphate kinase activity.
GGGAGCUGUUACUCACUCCUCACGCGCUGAACACGUGUUGUGUCCCACUAUAUAUACGGUCCCGUAAAACGCGGAAGGGUGUGAAAUAAACAUUAAUGGCUGUUAUUCGCGUAAAAUACAGAUGUGCAAACAUAUGAAACAUUAUUUUUCGUGCAUCGUGUUCACAAGUGGUCAUCGCUUAUUGGAAUUUCCAUUAAGUAAGAGUGGCUCUCGAUCGUGUAAUUGCAUGGAAAACGGAUCGUGACCUGUCAAAGCAAAUGACCUUGGGGUCAACAGAAGCGACAACUUUAUUGCGCAAUACCGCCACUUCCAAGUCAGGGCACAAGAUGAAAAUCAUACGUAAGGAAAUAAUUAUUUUUGCGCAGCCAAAAACAAAUCAGCUUGUCGAAAGCGGACUUUAAGCAAUAAACCAUGUCGGGACAUGUGGAGACGAAAUCAAAUGACUUAACUACCGGCGAUCACAGAAAACCCAGAGUGUUUAACGUUUGCCGUUCUGACGUAAGUGACGACGUCAUCAACAAGUCGCGAAUUCUGAAGACAAUUGCGUACGGUCAAGUCAACAAAGAAACGUCAUCGGAUCCUCGUCCAAUUAGAUCGAGUUCCGGGUUCCCGAUCAACGAUGACGUCACUAUUGAACUUCGACCUUUCAAGCACCAAGUCGGCGGUCACACGUGUGUUCUGGAGAUUGGACGGACGUCGAUUUGUAAACCGUUCGUCGAGCGAGAGAGCUGGUUUUAUGUGAACGCACCGGACGCAUUGAAGCAAUUUAUUCCAAAGUACUUAGGUGAGACCUACGUAAGCUGCGAAGUCAAGGACUCCCGGAAGUGCCUCGUGGCGACCGUGCCGCGCGCGCUGAUUAAAGACGCCGACAUGUCGCGCUACGAGAACGCAGGCACGUGCGACUUCCUGGUUGCCAAGCGACGAAAGAAGCAGCCGAAAAGUGAUAUACUGACGGAUGAUUGUGAACUCCAAGAUACUUCGAAGCUCCGCUCAUGGAGUAGCACGUGCGUUGACAGACAGAUCAGUCGCUAUGGAUUUUGGGCCAACAACCAGCCUCAACGUUUUAUCAUACUUGAAAAUCUCGUCUGGGACUGCGUCAAGCCGUGUAUUAUGGAUCUCAAAAUGGGCACACGACAAUUCAGCGAAAAUGAAAACGAGGCAAAGCGGAUGUUAAAAGAGCGCAGGUGCGCGGAAACCACUUCCGCCUCGCUUGGUUUUCGAAUCUGCGGGACUCAGAGUUAUCAGCUUCAAACAUCGGCCUACAUCUUCCACGACAAGUACUACGGACGAUCACUUAACGAGCUAAGUACAAAAGAGGAGCUACGCCAUUUCUUCCACAACGGCGUCUUUCUGCGCUGUGACGUCAUAGAACAAAUGAUUAAGAAAAUUUUGUCACUCGAAUGUGUUCUAAUUAAAGAAAAACAUUUCAAUCUGCAUUCCACAUCGUUGCUGCUGUUAUAUGACGGUCAUAUUUCUGAUGACGUCAUCAGUGACGCUAGCGAUCACGUCAUGAAAAAGAACAGUGUGCCGGUAGAAAUGCGGAAAGGUGAUGACACUAUUAUUCCAAGUAGCUCAUUAUCCAACGGGAUUUCGACUCAGCCAGUGUGUUUACAAGACAGUUCAAAGUGUGAUGUACAAAACGAAGGGCUGAAAAUGAAGUCUUUCUCUGACGUCAAAUCUUUUACGCGAGAUAGUGCAAAUUGUGAUGUUCCCAAUGCAGGGCUGACAUUGAACACUUCAUCUGACGUCAAAUCAUCGUCAAGCGUCAGGCCACAACACGAGUCGCGGUUAGACCACUGUGAUAUCUCUCACAGUCGAUUGGUCGGCAGAGAGAAUUGCGCUUUGCCUCACGUCGAAUUCCUGCCCGUCGAAAAAGGAAAUGAUUGCAUCAUACAGUGUGAAAAUGAAAACGUAGAAAACGCACCUGUGAAAAAUCCUUACACAUUGAGACAUAAUGUAGAAAGCAUAGAAUCGUCCUCAGAAAUCAACGCGAUUGUCCCAAAGGUAAUAAAUGGGGAUAAAGUGACAAAUGCCAGUCAAGAGCGAGUUUUGACUUCAAAUGUUGAGCAACAAUGUAGGGUCGAUAUGAGGUUAAUAGAUUUUGCUAAUGCUAGUGAUAAAACGUUCGACAUGGAGAAUGAAGAGAAUCGACCGAUUCUAUUUGGAUUAGAAAACCUGAAAGCAAUGCUCAAUGAAAUUCUCCAAGAGGAGAUCCAUCAUCAGUAACCGGUGAUCCACUUAAAAGUACCCCGGAUAAUCUUAAGUAUACUACAGUGUAGCCCAGGUACGGAGAAUACGUUUAAAGGCAUCCGGUCAUACCCCGGGGUACUUGUUUGUAUAUUUUUCGUGCCCCGGGUAAUUUGUAGUAUUCUUAAGAGUACCAGUGGUAUUUUUAAGUGGUACCUGAGCCGCCAAUGACCAAUUGAGCGCAACUGGUAGAAUAACGAUUUGACAUUAACCCUUUGCAUGCUGGGAAAUUUGUUGUCUGCUACAAUGUCGUCUGCUGAAUUUCUAAAAUUAGCAUUUUCUUCGAUUUUUUUUCAAAGAAUACUAUCAGAAUAUCAAACAGUUUGGAUCCUGAUGAGACGCCACGUUCUGGAUCCAAACUGUUUGCAAAGGUCUUCAAAAUUCGGUUCCAGCACUGAAAGAGUUAACUUUUCAAGAAUAAAGGCCAAACCUGUUUAAUUCUAUGCUUAUCGUCAUCGGGCCUGAUAGUUUCUCGAAUGUCGUAAAAGAAAAUAUCAAUUUUGAAAUUUUGGUAAAACAACUGGAAAACAUGAACAACUUUGGACAAAAAUCCGUUUAGUGUCUUUUAAUUUGCGUAAACAAAAUGUGCAGCUAACAAUAGUGUAGAUAGAAAGUACUAAAUGUUCAGAUGACAUCACACAGUUUUGUAAAUUAUCAUUUCUUUUAGUUUGUGUGAUUAUAAUACUGUACUCAUAAUUUCCACCGAAAUCGGGAUAUCAAUUUUAAUUGAAUGUCCUAAUUUUUACUAUGAAUAGCAUUUUUCACCUUGUUUUAGAGCCUGUUAAAACUAAUUCAUUCAAAUUAAGAUCAUUUUUCAUAAUUUAUUUUAAGUGUCCGUUUAUCCAAGGCAAAUCUCGUUACACUUUCAUUUACAUAGCUUAUGUGGAUAUUUAUUACUCAUAUAUAUUUCAUACAUAAUCUAGUGUCCUAGAGGUAGAUAUUUUUUAUUAUCGCAUGUGUUCAUUCUACCAGAUAUUUAUUAAACAUUAGGUAUAUGUGUAACACAGGCACCAAAAAGACUCAUUGGAUUUUGCUAUACAUGUGUUUAUAUAUUUUGUUUACGAAAUGUGUAUAUACUGUUUUAUUUUACACUAUACUGUGCUAAUUGUUAUGAUUACAAACUGCCUACAUGUAAAUUAUGUAUUUAUAAAUGUUAUAUUUUGUCAAAUAUAUGUGCUUAUUUUUCGCAUAAGAUUAUUCGGAUAACUGUAAAUAUAUUAAAUGUAUAUAUUUCUACUUAAGGUUAUUUAUUCAUCAUUUUAAAUUUCUUUUCUUUAUAUGUCUAUACAUUAGAAAUAAAUGACUUUUACAUCGUAGAUUUAACAUUUUGUAAAUACGUAUUUGUUAUCGUUUUUCGCUGAAAUUUUCGUUUCUUUGUUUAUCAAUAAUACAUGUCUUAUGAUUUAUAGUUGUUUGUUAUUUUACAAAUCACAGAGUGCCUUGUCAUUUCCGUGUUUAUUUAAAUAAUUUUGUCAUUGUCGACAUAUGUUUUUUUGCAUUUUUCUAAAUAAGAAAUAUAAUUAUAUUUUAGCAUAAUAGACACCCCCAUAAACAACACAGUAUUUUUGUAUAUAAACUAUUUAUUAAAGCAUACUAUUAUGUGUUUAAAAUAAACAACAUGUGUAUAACUUGUAUUUUAUUUAGUAUAUAUAAUGUUACAUUCUGUUAUUUUUUAUUGCAAUUAAAUAUAUAUUUUUGUACAUUAA